UUGUUUCUUUGGCUCACCCCACCAUAGGCAUUCCAUAGGAAAAAAAAAAAGCAGACACAUCAGCGAGUAAGAAAAAAAAGUAAAAAUCCUCGUAUCAGUCAUGAAAAUAUAUAGGUUUUGCCAACUUUUAAAUCACCAUGUAAAGUUACAGUAACUUUUCUUAUGAACGUAAAAAACUCACAAGCAGGAGUAAAUCGUCUAAUGGUCGUAUUACAGUAUUCAGGACUUCUCAAGUCAAAGGUUUUUUUCUUCCACGAAAGUGGGGGGAUGGUGGAUGCUUCUACGAGUCUGGAAAACGAUUGAAACUACAACAGUGCACGGGGUCGACGAUACACUUAUUUUAUUUGAUAUGUUUAACUUUGCAAAAACUUCAAACCUCGACUUCAAAUGCAUUUGCUGCAGGUAAAGGAGUACAUGGUCCAAAAACGGGCACCGCCGACUUGUACACAAAACAGAUUGAUAUGACUUUGAUGAGAAGUUUGAAUAACGGGAAGCUCGGAGAAACUACAGGAUUUUCUUUAUUGGUACUGUUUGUUUAGAAGCAGUUUUCCCCCCAGGACAUGCAACGCGGUUGAAUAAAGAUUUUUGCUAUACAUUACAACAGAAAAGGGGAAGUUUAAUUCUUGUGGAUACAGUGUUGCAUAGUUAGGCUUUCCAAGAUGUCUUCCCGAGGAUGUGCCUUUGUUGAAAGAUUUUGGAUGUUUUUGGUAUUGGGGUAUUUCUUUUUCCCAAUUUAUUUGGGCAAAGCGCAGCAAAACAACAGUGGGUUAUUUGAACACUGUAAGAAAACGUCAACUUGUGAAGCUUUGAAAUACAACACAUGUCUUGGCUCUCCAUUGCCCUACACUUACACCUCUGUUAUUCUGGCUGAAGAUUCCAACUCUCAAGAAGAAGCAUUGGAAAAAUUGACCAUGUGGUCAGGUCUAAGGAACGCGCCUCGCUGCUGGGAAGUCAUUCAGCCCUUGCUGUGUUCUGUCUACAUGCCCAAGUGUGACAAUGGGAAGGUGGAACUGCCCAGCCAGAGCCUCUGCCAUAAGACCAGAGGACCCUGCGCCAUUGUGGAGCGGGAGAGAGGCUGGCCAGACUUCCUGAAGUGCACUACUGAUAAAUUUCCAGUAGGAUGUCCGAAUGAGGUUCAGAACAUCAAGUUCAACAGCUCCGGGCAAUGCGAGUCCCCCCUGGUGAAGACAGACAACCCGAACAGCUGGUAUGAGGACGUGGAGGGCUGUGGUAUUCAGUGUCAUAACCCGCUAUUCACUGAGGAAGAGCACAGGGACAUGCACGUCUAUAUCGCUAUCUUUGGCUCCGUCACCAUCUUCUGUACCUUCUUCACACUGGCCACUUUUGUAGCUGACUGGAAGAACUCAAACCGCUAUCCUGCCGUUAUUCUGUUUUAUGUAAAUGCCUGUUUCUUCAUCGGAAGUAUUGGCUGGCUGGCACAGUUCAUGGACGGUGCCCGUGGAGAGAUUGUGUGUAAAGCAGAUGGGACCAUGAGACUUGGCGAGCCAACGUCUACAGAGACUCUUUCCUGUGUGAUUAUCUUUGUGAUCGUCUAUUACUCCCUGAUGUCGGGGGUCAUCUGGUUCGUUAUACUGACCUAUGCCUGGCACACUUCCUUUAAAGCACUUGGCACCACUUACCAGCCUCUGGCUGGCAAGACAUCCUACUUCCACUUGGUUACAUGGUCCAUUCCUUUUGUGCUGACUGUGGCAAUAUUAGCAAUGGCUGAGGUGGAUGGAGACUCAGUUAGUGGAAUCUGCUUUGUUGGCUACAAACACUACCACUACAGAGCGGGCUUUGUGCUGGCUCCUAUUGGGCUUGUCUUGAUUGUUGGUGGCUACUUUCUUAUUCGAGGUGUCAUGACGUUGUUCUCAAUUAAGAGUAACCAUCCUGGGCUUCUGAGUGAAAAGGCAGCCAGCAAAAUUAAUGAAACCAUGCUCAGGCUCGGUAUAUUUGGAUUCCUGGCCUUCGGCUUUGUUUUUAUUACAUUUGGCUGCCAUUUCUAUGACUUCUUCAACCAGGCUGAAUGGGAGAGAAGCUUCAGAGAAUAUGUGUUGUGUGAAGCAAAUGUGACAAUUGCACACCAAGCCAACAAGCCGGUGCCAGAAUGUGCCAUCAAGAACCGGCCCAGCCUGCUGGUGGAGAAGAUCAACCUCUUCGCUAUGUUUGGGACCGGCAUUGCCAUGAGUACGUGGGUGUGGACCAAAGCCACAGUCCUCAUCUGGAAACGCACCUGGUGCAGGGUUAUUGGUCGGAGUGAUGAUGAACCGAAGCGGAUAAAGAAAAGCAAGAUGAUCGCUAAAGCGUUCUCCAAACGAAAGGAGUUAAUGAAGAACCCAGAGAAAGAACUGUCGUUCAGCAUGCAGACUGUCUCUCAUGAUGGACCUGUAGCUGGUUUAAACUUUGAAUUGAACGAGCCUUCUGUGGAAAUGUCCUCUGCCUGGGCCCAACAUGUUACCAAGAUGGUUGCCAGGCGAGGAGCCAUUUUGCCUCAAGAUAUCUCUGUCACUCCCACAGGAACACCAACGCCACCUGAGGACAGCAGGAAGAACCUUUGGAUAGUGGAAGCAGAGAUUCCUCCUGAGCUCCACAAGAAGAAAAAGAAAAAGAGGAGGAAAAAGGAAGUGCGCCCCCAGAGCCCGAAGGCGGAGGUUUAUGACAUGGGCUACGAAAGGGUCUCCAGCGCCGUACCGCGACUCCCCAGGCUGCCUGGCCAGAAGAGCCUGGUGGCCAAGACCUGGGAGCCUGUCUCCCCUGAGGAAGUCCUGCCUGGCUCCUUCCCAGAGUUCAGACCAACUGCACCACCACCAUACCAGGAGCGAAACUCCAAUGCAGUCUUCAGCGUCCCUUCAGGCUACAGAAGACAUACUGCGCUGAACAUGAUUGCAAACCCCUUGUCUGCGGACAGCAGGCUCCAAGAGGACCCCGGGUGUGUGAACAGUGGACGCUUCCGCCCCCAACUGAGGCAGUACAAUGGAUCGUUCCGCCACUCCACUGGGGAGGUCGAGCCUGCCUCGUUGCCCAAUGGGAAUAUGUCCUACGUGCCCAGAACUCAAGGGAGAAGAGCUGGCCUGGCACCCAUCCAUUCCAGAACCAACCUAAUGGACGCAGAACUAAUGGAUGCAGAUUCAGACUUCUGAGUGCCCUUUGCUGUGUGUCAUACUGUAGCAGAAAGCGCUGGAUGCUUUUAGUUCUGCCCCUCCCUUUUUUCCAAUAUCAUAUAAAAAACAAA
Messenger RNA from Acipenser ruthenus (sterlet), 3232 nucleotides. RefSeq names its product protein smoothened-like. The coding region runs from base 660 to 3140 and encodes 826 amino acids. Lineage: Eukaryota; Metazoa; Chordata; Actinopteri; Acipenseriformes; Acipenseridae. Gene Ontology annotation, cellular component: plasma membrane; cilium; dendrite. The transcript is spliced from 12 exons. Gene Ontology annotation, molecular function: transmembrane signaling receptor activity; patched binding. Gene Ontology annotation, biological process: positive regulation of smoothened signaling pathway; commissural neuron axon guidance; central nervous system development. The record is from RefSeq and is a predicted model, not a curated record.